AUGUCUACGUCAUCGUCAUCUAACGCUUCAGCCAAUACAGGACCCAAUCGCUUCCGUGGGGAUGCAGCUAGCUUUUCACCUAGUGCACACUCGCCAAGUGUCAUCAACCAACAAAUUCUUCAGCAGCAGAUACAGCAGCAACAGCUCUAUUCUCAAUACAUGUAUGCAAACGGAGGUUCUAUGAUACCGAAUCAGUUUUAUCAGUACAUGCCGCAAUAUGUGAUGCCGAAUAGUCCAACAGGAGCAGCUUUCCAUCCUGAGAUGGCAGCAGCCGCUUAUUACCCAUACAAUGGAUAUCUGAUGCCACCUCCUCAGCUAGCCUACAAGCAGCAUUUUGUGCCUAAUAUGAACGGUAAUAUGAACUUUAAUCAAAGGCCAAGGAGUGGCAAUCUUAAGAGAAACACAAGUAAGUCAACAAGUCCUGCUAAUCGGGCUUUAGGUUCGACCAGCCCUCAAAACAUAACGACAGAUAAUUCUGGUCGAUCAACACCUCUUUCAAAUGCUGCAGAAAAGAAGGAAAAGAAUUUGGAUAAUCAGCACCAGCAACAAAAUGAAACAAUUAAGAGAGCUAACGAAAAUGAUGAACCCACUAUAAUAAAUAAUAACGAAGAAAAAGACUUAAACGACGAUGUGCAAUUAACUUCAACCAAGAAUGCAAAUGAUAAGAUCCCAUUUUCAUGUCCAUUAUUUUUUAAUUCCAAUAGUAAAGAGUUUUCAGAGCAUCACGAAUCGGAGAUUCAAAAUAGAAAAGCAUUGAAUGAAGCAAAAUAUGAAAGGUUGAGAAAUUUGGUCAAAAGGCAAGUCGAUUAUGAUAAGGGCCUUUUAAUUGCCACAAGUAACGUACAAAUUGUCAACUAUAACUCUAACACUGUAACUAUCACCAAUCAAAAAUUUAAUCCAAAUGACGAUGAAAAACGUAAUGACUAUGUUUCUAUUAGUGGUAUUGAAGCAACAUCAUUUACACCAAAAUCAAAUAAUUGGGCAUCUGUUUUACAAUCAGCGCCUGUUAAGAAACCUAUCGCAAAGCAGAAAACUAGUUCAACAACUCUGGGUUCAAGUGUGGUGGCUUCAACUUCUUUGAAUAACCAAGUUCCUAAAACAGUUUCGCCCUUACUAAAGGGGUCUUCUAAUAAUACCAAUUUUGAUAUGAAUGGAGGUAUGGAACAGGCAUACCCCUUGGGUGUGCUUCUCUUGAAAAUUAUGCUUGAUCCAAGUUAUUCGGUGUUGAAUUCUGAGGUUACGUGCCCCGAAUUCAAAGUCCAGCCGCGAGGCUUGACUAACACUGGAAACAUUUGUUACAUGAAUUCGAUAUUGCAGAUUUUAUUGUUUUGUGAACCAUUCAACAAGCUUUUGAAGAUGAUCGAAUGUAGAUCUAUCGGAUCUCUCAAUCAAGUGUCAACAACUCCAUUAUUGGAUGCUACCAUUAAAUUUUUCAAUGAAUUUUUAAGCAAAUCAGGAGCAAGUAAGCCAUUAUCACCAGAACACUUUUAUUUAAAUUUAAUUGCACAUAAGAAAUUUCAACAUUUGAAGUGGGGACAACAAGAAGAUGCUGAGGAAUUCUUAGGGUAUUAUUUAGAUGGCUUAAACGAAGAGCUUUUACAUGCUCUUAAACUGUUAACUACUCCCACUGUUGACGAGCUUAUUCAAAGCUAUUCGAAUAGCAUCAAUGACCCUGUCAAAUUAAAGCAGUUAAGGUCGGAAAUCAAAAACACAAUGAAACUAGUCAAGAAGGCUGAUGAUGUUCCUAAGACAAAUGAAUCAAAUGAAAACGACUGGUCUGAAGUGGGCUCGAAUAAUAAAAAGAUAAGCAUAAAGAGAACAGUAGAGGUUGAGCCCACGCCAAUCGCCAACAUAUUUGGAGGUCAAUUCAAAUCUGUUUUGACCAUUCCAAAGUCAGCAAAUCAACAAGAAAAGUCAAUAACUAUGGACCCGUUUCAAAAUAUACAACUUGAUAUUUCAGGAUCAAGUUCGAUUGAAGAGGCAUUCACGAAAAUGAAUCAUUCGGAACAAAUAACGUUCAAUAAGUCCAACAAAGAAAUAUUAAUUAGCAAGCAAACAUUUAUUGACAAGACACCAAAUGUUUUGAUAAUUCAUUUGAAAAGAUUCAGCUAUCUAAAGGACAAAGAUACCAAAAUAGAGAAAAUCAAGAAGAAAGUCACUUAUGGGCAUCAUUUGACUCUUCCUCCUGAGAUUCUAUCGACUCCUAAUCUGUCUAAUUAUAGAUUGUUCGGUGUAGUGUAUCACCACGGCUCUAGUGCUGAAGGUGGACAUUAUACAUGUGAUGUAUUACGAAGCUCUAAUUUCAGGGAAGACGACGGAAGUGAAAGUGGCAAGCAAGAAGAAUGGAUUAGAAUCGAUGAUACAAGCAUUAGCACCAUAGGAGAAGACGAUGCCUUGGAUGGAGGAAGCGAAGAAAACACAAAAAAUGCAUACAUAUUAUUUUAUCAGAAGACAAAGGAGGCAUAA
Messenger RNA from Priceomyces carsonii, 2466 nucleotides. RefSeq names its product mRNA-binding ubiquitin-specific protease. The record is from RefSeq and is a predicted model, not a curated record. Gene Ontology annotation, biological process: protein deubiquitination. Lineage: Eukaryota; Fungi; Ascomycota; Pichiomycetes; Serinales; Debaryomycetaceae. The coding region runs from base 1 to 2466 and encodes 821 amino acids. Gene Ontology annotation, molecular function: cysteine-type deubiquitinase activity. The transcript has a single exon. Gene Ontology annotation, cellular component: cytosol; nucleus.